This is a messenger RNA of Alternaria arborescens, 1209 nucleotides long. RefSeq lists its product as hypothetical. Bases 1 to 1209 code for a protein of 402 amino acids. Lineage: Eukaryota; Fungi; Ascomycota; Dothideomycetes; Pleosporales; Pleosporaceae. The record is from RefSeq and is a predicted model, not a curated record. The transcript has a single exon.
AUGGUCUCUCUUGUUCCCCCGCAACGCGUUCUCCUGUUCCUUGCACUUACGACGUCGGCGUGCGCAUACAGCAACCACCUCUGGCAUGUAGAUUUUGACACCUUUGGGAAAUGGAAGAUAAUUCAAGAAGAGGAAGAAUGCUGGGAGGCAUACGGAACUCUCAACAAGUCUCCUUACAACUCUAACUCCACUGCGCUCAUCGACUGUAUGCCAACCAACGUAGCACCCGACCUUGUAACGCCAUGUCCAGCUAACCAAGGCACUCAACUAGGCAUACUCGCCAAGACCGACGAAGUAACAAAGUCCGAAUUCGGCGUUGUAGCCGUCAUGCUUGGCCUACUUCCUGGGGUGCUGCAACUAAUAGGCCCUAAAUUCAGCGACCUCGCCAUCCUCGCUACCCGGAGACCCAUUCUGGCACUGUUUCUAACGAUUGGAUCGCCAUGCCCAGCUCUGGACUACGAGACUACGGGCAUGGAGUCCCUUCUCGCCGAGGACUCGCCGCCUUUCUGGCCCGCUUGGCUGAGGACGCGACGGCCAUGGUUGAGCGUUGUAAUUUCUCUCCUAGAAUACUUCGCGGUUAUGGUUGCCGCUGGAAAUGUGGUGUAUCAUUUCUACCGCCUUACAUUCUAUGCUGUCGUCUUGAUCAGCACCCAGAUGGGGCAGUAUGGCGGUACGCUAGAAGCUUUUGCGCCGCUGCUCUGGGCCUUCAUUGGUAUCCCUAUACACUUUCUUGGCGUCUUGCAACUACGCUUGUGCCGCGUUCCUUUGGCAGACGAUGCUGCAUCGACACGCCCGCGGAACAAAACCUCGUUUAUCUCCCUCUUCCGAAAUGAACUCACUCCUUGUGCCUUCGCGACAGACAUCGAAUCCGAUGAAAUCAAACUUCAAAACGGUCCGAUCUAUCAGAUUCUCAACUGGUUGAUCAGGCUUUGCAUUUGGGCUGAUGUCAUUUACGGUAUCAUUGUUCUCUCGACGAUUCUAUUUGUCCCAAUGUGGAGCGCUAUUUGGAUGAUUGGUCUUGUAUUUACGGGGACGCUUGUUUGUAGGUUAGUCUUAGCCUUCGAGAUGCACGGGUUGCGUGAGGUGCCAAAGGUGUAUGGGAAAGCCUCGAGAGGAUCCAUGGAAGCUGGUUAUGAGAUGGCGCGGCUCAUGCCUGAGAAUGGAAAGGCGCCAUCGCAAGAGCAUACCUUGCCCCUGUUGCAUCGCUGA